AUGAGGCCCUCGACAAGAAUAGCCGGCACGCUCACCGGAGCCAUGUGGGCUCUUUCGGUCAACGCCGGCCCGGCGCGCAGGAACGGCAAUGCGACGCUGGCGGGUCCGUCCCUGACGCACUGGCCGGCCGAGGCGGCGGCGUCGCUGGACGCCAUGAUCGCUAAGAAUGCGAACUCGAGCAACUACGCCGUCUUUGACAUGGACAACACCUCGUACAGGUUCGACCUGGAGGAGUCGCUCAUCCCGUGGCUGGACAACAAGGGGGUCCUGACGCGGGAGUCGCUCGACCCGUCGCUGAAGCUGAUCCCGUUCCGGGACAACGCGACGCACACGGAGUCGAUGUACAGCUACUACCUGCGGCUGUGCGACAUGGACGAGCUGCUCUGCUACCCGUGGUCGGCGCAGGUGUUCGCGGGGCUGACGCUGCGGGAGCUCAAGGGCCACGUGGACGACCUGCUCGCGCACAACGGGACGGUAUCGACGACGUACUACGACGAGGACAGCGGCGAGGCGGUGGCGGUGGAGGUCAGCCCGCCGCGCAUCUUCCGGGGGCAGGCGGAGCUGUACAACCGGCUCAUGGCCAACGGCAUCGCCGUGUACGUGAUCUCGGCGGCGUCGGAGGAGCUGGUGCGCAUGGUGGCGUCGGACCCAAAGUACGGGUACAACGUGCCGGCGGAGAACGUGAUCGGGGUGACGUGCUUCCUGCGCAACACGACGAGCGGCGACCUCGUGACGGCGAGGAGGCAGAUCGAGGAGGGCGAGUACGACCCCUCGGCCAACCUGGACCUCGUCUACACGGCGUACCUGUCGACGCCGGCGACGUGGAUGGCGGGCAAGUUUGCGGCGAUCCUGACCUUCAUCGACAACUGGCGCAUGCCGGUGCUGGCGGGCGGCGACACGCCAAACAGCGACGGGCCCAUGCAGUUCCACGGCGUGGACGUGUCCAAGGGCGGGAUCCACCUGUGGGUGAACCGGUCGUCGUCUGCCUGGGAGGGCAUCAGCGAGAUGAUCGAGGACUUUGCGGGCCAGCAGGCGGACCUCGGGCUCGAGGUGACUGCUGACAAGAACUGGGUGGUUGUGCUGCCCGAGGAGAUCCUGUGA
Molecule: messenger RNA, 1101 nt
Organism: Diaporthe batatas
Lineage: Eukaryota; Fungi; Ascomycota; Sordariomycetes; Diaporthales; Diaporthaceae
Exons: 2
Coding region: 1-1101 (366 amino acids)
Source: RefSeq, a predicted model, not a curated record